AUGCAGCUAUAUAAUAUGGUUUCAUAUCUGACUAACAAUCUUCCUAGCAUGGUACACAUCAUGGGCGCUACAUCUCUACAAGUCGUUGCCUGGUGCACUCCGAUGGUAGUAGGAGGUUUUGCCUUCCCUAUCAUGGUCGGAAUAUGUUUACACCUGGUUUCUGGAACUGUCCUACUUAUUAUUUCCGGAAUAGGCUGGAUAAUGGCUGGCCUCCUUUUCGCAAUAAUGCCUGAUGGUGCAAGCUACUGGGCUUACGCUUUCCCGGCAAUGAUUGGGGCCACACUAGGCAUCGAUGUCACAUUUAACAUCACCAACAUCUUCAUCACCACAAGCCAACCAAAGCAUCGUCAAGGUCUAGCCGGUGCUCUGAUAAACUCUGUUUUAUUCCUAAGCAUCGCGGUUCUACUUGGCUUCGCCGAUGUUGCCCAGGUGGCCACGCUGGACCAAGGCAGGAAAAAGAGUUACCGCGUUGUAUUCUGGUUCAAUACUGCAUGUGCAAGCGUUGCGCUGCUGAUUAUUGUUCUUUUUGUCAGAGUCAAUCCUGCAGCAAGCGAUUUGACGGUCGAUGAAAAGAAGAGACAGCAUGAGUUAAGCCAGAGACCGCCAAAUGCUCUAGAAACAUCCCUUCGAGGUGCAGGAGGGAACAGAUCUACCACAUCUGAAUCCGAAAAUCCGGCUCCAUCAUAA
Messenger RNA from Trichophyton rubrum CBS 118892, 687 nucleotides. RefSeq lists its product as uncharacterized. Bases 1 to 687 code for a protein of 228 amino acids. The transcript has a single exon. The record is from RefSeq and is a predicted model, not a curated record. NCBI's taxonomy places the organism in Eukaryota, Fungi, Ascomycota, Eurotiomycetes, Onygenales, Arthrodermataceae. Gene Ontology annotation, cellular component: membrane.